AAAAGAGUGGGGUGUGACACGGUUAGCGCCUAUCAGCGGGCUACCUAGCGUCCAUCACUGAAUCGAUAAGAAAUGGCCUCAUAAAAACAAGCAACCGAAGUGGUUGUGUACUUUACGUCGUCAUAUCAUCGCAAUCAUGAAUUUGAAUUACCAUAUCCCUCCCCUGUUGCGGAUAGGAACCGAUAUCUGCUAUAUUCCGAGGAUCAGGAAAAUCCUGAGGGGCAAAUUUGCUACUCCAUUCAUUCAUCGGAUCUUGCAUCCCGAAGAGAUUGAUUAUCCACCGACAGCUAACAUCUUGGGGGCCUGUAAAAAUCCUGCAGACGGCUCGAUCACGUUUAACGCCGUUGGCGAGGGCUUUAAAAGGAGCGGGGACUCCGUUAAAUUCUACCGAGCGGUGGAAUUCAUGGCCGGCAGGUUCGCUGCAAAGGAAGCGGUAACAAAGGCACACCCGCCUUUCCACUUGACUUUCAAACGGAUCCAAAUCAUACGAGAGAGUGCUUUUCUGGAUUAUAAAGAUCCGAAUUAUAUAGAUCCAAUCAAGCUAGGGCUGAAGGAGGCGAGUACAGACACAAAGAAGAAGAAGAAGAAGAAGACAGACACAGAGAAGGGGAAGAAGACGGACAAACCGAAGGAGAUGACACCGAAGGAGAUGAUAAAGAAGGAGAUGGAGGCUGAGGACGAGGAAGGUUACUACUACUUCAGGAGGCACGAAAUACAAGGCGGGGCGGUCAUAGCCGUUAUUCACUUGUUAACCGAACCAGCCGUCCUCGCCUCUGUUAGCAUCAGCCAUGACACGAAUUAUGCUUCGGCUGCCUGCAUCGCAUCGUAUAGGUUCUGAAUGAGGCCUUGAAAAGGCGUCA
Molecule: messenger RNA, 860 nt
Organism: Xylaria bambusicola
Lineage: Eukaryota; Fungi; Ascomycota; Sordariomycetes; Xylariales; Xylariaceae
Exons: 2
Coding region: 137-838 (233 amino acids)
Molecular function (GO): holo-[acyl-carrier-protein] synthase activity; magnesium ion binding
Source: RefSeq, a predicted model, not a curated record